AUAAAAAUUGUAGCUUGCAGUAUUGAUAAUCCUAAUUUUGAAAAAUGGAUAGCUGAUUUGUAAUUGGGGUUUGGGAUGGCGUGUAUCCUCCAUCCGGUGCGCCUUAGUGUGUGCCGGGUGUCUGCCCGCACAUUCAGUUCCACGACUGAGCUUUGCAAACGAUCGCAGUUGAAGCCGCGUCUCCUUGAUCGUCGGCCAGAUCCAAUUGACAUCACCGAAGACCUUGGCGAGUUUGAGAAACUCUUUCGCCAGUCGCACUUUGCACACCUUGGCGAGCCACGUGGACAACGCCUUGUAGCAAAAGUCAUAGAAAUUCGAGAGGACACCCAGAAAGCUUACGUCGACUAUGGUGGAAAAUUGCAUGCAGUUGUGGAUAUGCCCAAGUCCGCCUCGAGGAAGCUAACCAAAGGUGAUCGCGUGAUGAUCGAGUUGGAGGACACAGAAAUUAGUGCCCGUUUGCAAGGUGCGCCAAAGCAGUUUUCUAUAUUGGAGAGCCAAGCAAGGCUUGUGCGCUCCAUGCGUCAAGGUCCUGCUUCAACUAGACAACAGCAGCAGCAGCAGCAUUCUGCAGAAAGUACCGGCGUACCACCACAGCAGCAGCACCGCCAACAGGCAACACAGGAGCAGAGCCAAUUUGAGCAGCAGGAGCCUGUGCGCACGCAGAUCCCAUGGUACCAACAGGAGCAAGUGCAGCAGCAGACGCAAUGGCAGCAUGAAGCGCACCAGCAGCAACAGGAGCAUGUAACUUGGGAGCAGCAGCAGCAACAACCACAGUACGGACAACCUCAGCAGCAUAUACCCUGGGAGCAGCAGCAGCAACAGUACGAGCAGCCUCAGCAGCAAAUACCCUGGCAGCCUGACUGGCAGCAGCCGCAACACCAGCCACAACAACAAGAACUUUGGCAGCCAGACUGGCAAGAGCAAGAGCAACAGCAGCACCAGCAGCAGCAACAGCAACAGGAAGUAUGGCAGCCAGACUGGCAGCAACCACAAGACCCGAAAAACUGACGCUACACGCACAGUGCUGAUCUGUGACAUUCGCUGCUCGGGGAAAAUUGCGAUCCUGCGGAAGCAUGCGGAAGCAGAUUUUUCCACCUUUUUUUGAAGUUUCAGUUGCUUGAAACAUCAAAGUGUGUGAGUAUCACAUGGACCAAGCUCUUUCCCUCCGCAGUCUGUAGAUGUGCGUAGCAUGCAUCGUACUGUACGUGAGGACUGGACUGGAGUGCAUGCCAUAUUGAAUGGUACAUGAUGGAGAUUUUCUUCUCACUGUCACGACCCCCUUUUUUUUUUUCGAUGAGAGAUAGGCAGCCUUUUGGUAGGCAAACUGGUGAAUCGACCGAUCCCCCUCCCCCAAACAAUCGUAUACUUCGCGCAGGUUGUGCCAAUAAUAGAGUUAUUUACCCAA
This is a messenger RNA of Sycon ciliatum, 1405 nucleotides long. Its product is annotated as adenylate cyclase, terminal-differentiation specific-like. The record is from RefSeq and is a predicted model, not a curated record. The transcript has 3 exons. Lineage: Eukaryota; Metazoa; Porifera; Calcarea; Leucosolenida; Sycettidae. Gene Ontology annotation, cellular component: mitochondrial small ribosomal subunit. Bases 76 to 1008 code for a protein of 310 amino acids.